AUGAUCUCAAAGAGAGGAGGAGCCCGGACUCGAGCAGUGAUAUUUGCCUCUCUUUAUGGCAUUCUGUUAGAAUCUAUCAUCGAAUGGGUCCUAGUUCUCUAUCUAUACGGCAUCGGUCAGGUGGAUUCGAAGAUGACGCCCAGUUUGGUCCUCUCCCUGGCCGCAUCCUUCUUUUCCGUUCCCCUGAUUGUUCUGCAUAGUAUACUUGCAUGGCAGUACAAUCAAAUUGCGGGAUUCGGCAUGCAGAAGACAAUGCUGCACACUGCCUGCACUUAUAUUCUGCGAUUCACUAUCCUCGCUUGGUUGGCCGCUAGUGUGGCAGGGUUGAUCGUCGUCUCUCAGAGACCUACCUGUCUUGCGGAGGGCGCUGGUACCGGAUACUGGGACUCAGGGACUAGUUGUGAGCUUCAUAGGGCGGUAAUCAUCGUCGCCGUGGUAUCAUUUGCUACGGUGUGUAGCUUCUUCUGCUCUCGCGAACUGUGCGAUCGCCCAUAUGAUGUGUCGCUACUCGGCGUUUACAAGCAGAGUCAGAGAAUGCGAGAUGGAAGUGUCUCAUCCGGCUCUAGCUGGGAAAGCGAAACCCUCAAGAACGAUAUCCUUUAUCUCUGCCGCCGUCCACAUCUUGGCUCCAAUCACCGUGGACUGUACUGGUCUUCCAGUGAUGUUUCCGCUAGCGAUUCCCCGAUUCGGCCUCCAAGUCUUCGUUAUCCCAGCAGUGCAUGUCUCAGGCCUCAACUAAGGAUCAAUACAAACCCGCCCUCUAUCAGUGGGGAUGUUUCCUACCGCUCAGUCAUCUCCCCGGACGAUGUUUCGUCUCGAAUGUCUCCCAGCGAACAGAGCAUAGCCCCGGACUUUCACAACUUGUCUCGUGCAUCCACUCUGGUGACGAGGCAGUCUACUAUUAUUGACCAUCACCCGCCGCAUUCAGUCAUCGCAGAAUUGCCGGCGACACCUGAAGUUCCCCCGAUCCCAGAGAAGUACAUCCACAAACGGGCCAAGUCCUCUAUUUCAUCUCUCAGGAGAUUUCUGCCGAAGGCCUUGCCAUUUUCCCUGCCAUUGUCUGCAGACCCGCAGAUCCGAGCUCUGACGGACCCUGAAGCGCAGAGAAACGCUAACCCACCAACUACUUGCUUUUCAGCACCUCAAUUGGCGGUUGCAGCUCCUGUUAUCUCUGCAUCAGCGGCCUCCAGUGCCCCUGUCCCCGAGGCUGAAAGGUCUGGAAAAGGCCUUUCCUCCAUGAAACAGGGACUGACCCAUGAACGAUCCAUGACCAUGAACUCUGCAGAUGCGCCUGAAGUAGUACAACCGGAACCACUCCAUGUGCGCCGGUCACGGACUUCCUACGUGGCCCCAUCUCGAUCUAUCUAUCACCCUCACCAUCCAAACUACAUUCCUGGUUCCCCGAAUCCCCAUAUGACUCGCCCAUUGGCCCGGGCUCCAAGCCACGGGACGGCCACCUCCUAUCUCGCCGAGACAGAGCGGCUUCAGCGCCAGAGCCCCCGUCGCUCUGGCACUCUCCACACCACUCAGCCCAGCCGGAACGACCUCUACCAGUUCGACCAGACUCAAAUCCCACGUCAUACGCGGAGCCAGCACCGGAACCAUCAGCAGUAUAGUAAUAACCACCACGCCGGCCCACCGCAGCGCAUCGGCUCCUUCCGCCACAUGCCUCCUCCGCCCGUUUCCCGGCGCAGCAACGUCGAGCUCCUCUACCCAAGCACCAGACGGCCACGCAGCAGCACGUUCGGUGGAAUGAGCGGCUUCAACACGCUGGAUAGCAUCCGGGAAUCGACGCGGUUGUCCGUGGACGAGUACGGGGAUAACAUGUACACUGCGGAACUUGACGCGAAGACUUAUCGCGGCGUCAACCGGACGGGUGUUCGUGCAUAA
Messenger RNA from Penicilliopsis zonata CBS 506.65, 1890 nucleotides. RefSeq lists its product as hypothetical. The record is from RefSeq and is a predicted model, not a curated record. The transcript has 3 exons. Lineage: Eukaryota; Fungi; Ascomycota; Eurotiomycetes; Eurotiales; Aspergillaceae. The coding region runs from base 1 to 1890 and encodes 629 amino acids.